Molecule: messenger RNA, 783 nt
Organism: Arachis ipaensis
Lineage: Eukaryota; Viridiplantae; Streptophyta; Magnoliopsida; Fabales; Fabaceae
Source: RefSeq, a predicted model, not a curated record
AUGUCAAAAGAGGAGUUUGAAGAAUGGUGCAAACCAUGGAAAAAUGCUCUCAUGGUCAAGGUGUUGGGCAAAUGUGUUACUUUCGCGUUCAUGGAGCAACGUCUCCGCAAAGAUUGGGAAAGUAAAGGUUCCACAGAAGUGAGGAAAAUCGCUACCUGGAUCCGGAUCCCAAAUCUUCCAAUUGAACUUUAUAACCACCGGUUUCUUUGGAGGGUAGGAUCCGCUAUUGGUCAUAUGCUAAAAGUCGAUCGUACCACCUCAAUUCACUCGAGGGGGAAGUUUGCCCGUAUAUGUGUUGAAAUUGACCUGGCUAAACAACUGGUACCUCGGAUCUCGGUUCUUGGAUGUGAACUCCACCUUGAGUAUGAAAGUUUGCAUCAAAUCUGCUUUUCAUGUGGCAAAUAUGGCCAUAGAUCAGAGCAAUGUAUAGAGAACCUCGCAUCUGGCGACAAUCCGAUGGAAGACACUAGCGCCGGAGAUACUACUCCAGUGGAGGUACCGGUCGGGAGGGAGGGUGACCAGAAUGGAAAGUCUGAGACCCCACGAAAUCAGCAAAAUCACAUUAAUGGUCAAUCCAUCGCUGAUUUUGGGCCAUGGAUGAUGGUUAAAAGAUAUGUUGACAAAAAGAAAGCUCAAUCAGGACAUAAGAAAUCUCAGGCCAAUCAGGUGCCGAUUUCUAGCUAUAAUUCUAAAAAGGACGGGUCUCCAAAAGGGAAAGAUUCUGGGCAGGGAUCCCGCUUUGCUAAUUUGCAUGGGAAAGUUCGGGGAACGUGCAGGAUAUAA